Lymnaea stagnalis (great pond snail) is the source of this 102-nucleotide messenger RNA. The record is from the annotation of a GenBank genome assembly. NCBI's taxonomy places the organism in Eukaryota, Metazoa, Mollusca, Gastropoda, Lymnaeidae.
GAAAGAGAAGGCUACAAACCAAAUAUCAGAGAAAUGCUUGUACAAACUAUUGAUACUGCUCGAUACAGUUAUAUCAUGGAUUUGCACAUUGCUUCCGGGAGG